Molecule: messenger RNA, 4771 nt
Organism: Hyalella azteca
Lineage: Eukaryota; Metazoa; Arthropoda; Malacostraca; Amphipoda; Hyalellidae
Exons: 12
Coding region: 173-2185 (670 amino acids)
Biological process (GO): early endosome to late endosome transport
Cellular component (GO): plasma membrane; late endosome; early endosome
Molecular function (GO): SNARE binding; guanyl-nucleotide exchange factor activity
Source: RefSeq, a predicted model, not a curated record
AGUUAUCCUCGAAAGAUUGAAUUCCAUUCUAUGCAGUUGAGAUUGAAUUGUAUUGAUUCCUAACUAACUAAAGUUUACAUUUUUCAUUUAUAUCAGGUAUAAUUUUCCAUUUGGUUUACUGAACUUUUGUUUUACCUCUUCAAAGCAAAAUGCCAGAACUGGAUGGAAUUUUAUGAUGCAGGAGCAAAAUAUGACUAAUGAAGUUUUACUGAACAAUGCCUUCUUUCUACAUCUGAAGAAACAUUAUAGCAAGGAGCUAAAAGUAUGGAGAGAACCAGAGUGGAGGAUCUGCAUUCCUACAAGUGAUGCAUUAGACAGCCAUGAAGUCUUCAGCCAACACUUUGUUGAAUGUCAUGCUUUGCAUCAAACUUCUCAGUUAGGAGUGUUUACAAGUCUGGGAUGUGGCAAGAGCAUCACAUAUGAAUUGACGGAGAAUGAGUUGGUACGUCAUAGCCACAUCUAUCGUGGUACAUCAGGAGGCUGCAACCAUGAAGAUGAGAAGCAUGGAAGACAGUCAGGUGUUGGCUUGCAUACCACAAGAAUACCCAUCAAUGACAUUUACCUUGAGACCAUGGAGGAAAGUCUAGUUCACAUAUUGGUUGUCUCUGCAGUAUUGGACUCUACCAUUGAAGAGGAGACUUAUUUCCACACUCAUCUCGAUUCUGUCCGGCUCACGACCAAUGAAGAAGCUGAGCAGUUCCUGAACAGCUUCAGCAGCCACCAGCCUGUGCUGGAUAGUGUAGCAGCCAGACUUCAUCACUGGCAGGCGGAAGCGGCCGCAUCACAACCAUUACAAGAGAUGCAAACCUACUUGAACGACGUUCUAGUUGAUUGCUGGGAGGACAUUAUUCGAAGGCAUAGCCUUGAUUGGCAGACAAACAAGAUUUUCCAAGAUCUCCUAUAUAAUGCUCUUGAUUUUGUGGUGGUUGGUAAGUGUCACAGCAUGUUGUGGUGGCGCAUACGAGAGAAGUGUGGUAGCAUGGAUGAUCUGGUGAGUCUGCGGCUGAAGCAUCUGCGCACCGCCUGUUUCACACACAGUCAACUGCAGCUGCCUGAGCUGUGUGAGAUCACCACACCAGCUGCAGUCGUGGAGCUCGCCGCCCUGGGCAACUUAGAGAGCGCUAUCGCCCGUCUCCACUCCAUGCAUGCUGCCAUUGAACUCCUUCAGGCUCAUGGAAAGCAAGCUCGAGCCGAACUGCAAUCCUUCAAAGGCUCUACUGCUGAUAACGAACGUCUGUCGUCAGUAUCUGAGGAGGAAGUGCUAGGACUGCUCACCAUGGCCAUCAUUGAGGCACAGUGUCCACAUCUGGUGAGCAACCUUUACUACACGUCGCACUACGUCUUCUCCCUGCCUGACAACCAUCCUCUCAGGAGCAGCGGGAACCUGGUGCGGACGGCCCUGAAAAGCAUCAUGCAGCUGGACAUUAGUGAGGUCCUCAAGACACCCACUAAGCCGCCUAUCAGGAAGGAAAUGUCACUCUAUGACCUCAUGCAGGUGGCCAAUGCUGUAGAGCAACGUUUCGAACGCCCUCGCCGGGAGGAGGUGGGGCAGAGCACACCUGACAUCAGCAGCCUCGAUCUCUAUUACCAGCAGCUCACUGAUAGAGUACAGAGGUCCACCAUGGAGACUUCAAGCAUCGACUUGUGCCCUAGUGUAUGCUUCUAUUCCCCAAUAUCGGAGGCAUCGUUCAACUCGCCUUACUCGCCCCUCGGGUCUCCAGUGCUGCCCAACAGGACAGCGCAGGCUGGUCUCGUCAACAGUAUUGUGGAGUUCUUUUCGGCGUUCCCGUCGUCCAUACGGGCAAGUUUGCGGCGCAAGCAGACCGAGCGACGUGAGGCUGUGGCAAGCGCUACUGUUGCCGAGGAUUCAGGUAAUCUUGCAUCAGCAGAGGCAUCCAAAGACGACUGGGUCCAUGGCCUCACACACGGUCGCCGGCGCCACGGCGGCUCCCUCAGCCCUACUUCUCAUCGGUCUCCUCCUGAGUCCUCGCAACCUCACCUUCGUUUUUCUUCCCUUGUUAAUUCCAAUCCGGCUUUAGGUGUCGAGGAAACGGCAUCAAUGUCUGACCCUCACUUUUUGUCUGCACUGACGUCUCAAGCGAGUCUCAGUGAAGAUGACGAAAGAUCUUCGAAAUCUGGAUCCAAAUUUAAAAGCGGCAAGCAUGUUCGUGGUGCGUCAUCCUAAUUGUCCCUGAACUGGAAAACAAGCAUGCUUUAUAUAUAUCAUCACUCAUGAUUGUUAGCAUUUAGUGUUUUUCCCAAAACAACUUUCAGAUGAUUUCCUUCCAGUGAAAACAUGUUUCAUCGUUGCAGCUUACGAGAGCUAGUGUUGCUCUCGUGUAUUGGAAUAAUAUUUUUCCGAUAACCAUGCACCAGAAUUGCUCGUUGUUCUACUCGUUGUAUGCGUUGGCUAAAGAGAGGGUAAUUUAAUGGAUGAAAAGAUAAUUACCAAAUUUAGAGAAAUUUAGAAGCAUUAUUUAAUAUUUUCUUAUAUUCUGAUAAACCGUCUUGACGUAACUGGGUGCCUUGCCAUUGAUUAAUACCAAGUAUUGUGUUUGAUAGUUUCACGAGCUCGUAGAGUUGUUUCAUGAGAACAGAAAAAAUUGCAAGCCCAUAUUUUUGACUUGAUUUCAUAUUUUACUCUUUACAGUUUCGUCAGGCAUUACGCUCUAUUAUCAUGAUCGCUCGUAUCCAGUGAUUCAAUUGAAUGGUUUGAAAAAAGAAAAGUGUUGGAUGAUCACUUAUUACGUAAAUAAUUUUGUUUCAAACAUUAUUUGUGUUUGGCCGCAGUACACUUUAAUUAUCUAAUUGCACUUUGUAUUUAUUUUUAAUAAUUAUGUCGUUCAUGGUUGUGAAUUUACCUAACGCUUAUGUCUUGUUGACAUUAUCUGAUGGUCCAGCUCGUGGGAAAUGUUGAUAAAUGUUAUGAAGUUUAUGUUUUCGCUGUGAGAUGAAAUCAUAUAUUUUGUUGAUUGUAUGUGUGUGGAUGGUAUACAUCCUGAUUCAUCAUAAUAUUGUUGUCUUCAAGGACAACGUUUUGAAACUGAUGUCAUUAUAAAAUGUUAUCGUUCAUCUUCCAGUUGUAGACAUUCAAAAAUGCCUGAAAAUAUUCGUGUGAUUUGACUCAUCUGUUCAGUUAAAAACUGGCACAGGGUGAAACCCAUGGAAAUCUAACGAGGGUUUCGCGAAGGUUUUCAAUGCUUUGGUGAUUUCCGGGAACUGAUGAUGGAUCUGGAAAUGCUAUAGUUUCCUACAUACCAUCAGUGACACAUAGGUCGCCACUCAGCAGCUACUGCCCUUCACGCGCCGCUCGUCAAUAAAAAUCUGAUGAUACUGGUCAGAAUUACGAUUUGUUAGGCUCGAUUGCCACAUGAUAACUAAGAAGCUUUUUCGAUCGCGCUAGAAAGUUGUGGCUUGGUUUUAAGAAAAUUUAUCGUUUCUUUUGAAGGCCGACGACAUAAGUGCUUUUUCGACGUUAGUGGCAUUGACGGUAGCGUUUUGAAUUAAUUUAUGUCUCUUUCUUGGGCCCUACAGAUAAUCUUUUCAGCAAGAAUUUUUUUAACCUUACAGGUAUUUAAAAUUAACCACCGGGGUCUGUGGGUAAUUUAAACCUUCAAUCUCGCAUCGGAGAAAGAGCUGCCGCGGUUCUAUGCAUGAAACAUUGAGAAUAAAUUGUUGAGCUGCAUAAUCAAUGCACAAGUGGCAUAUCAUCGAAUUUAAGAGAUAAUGUUUCAUGCCUCAAUUGUUCGUUAGUGUAAAGUCUAAUAUGUAAGGCGCUUUUAGAAGUGUGGCUAUUUGAUAUUCAUAUAUUUAUCAGAUUUGUUUCUUGCUCUAGCAAGAAUUUCGUGCCAGCAAUACUGUUCGUCAUAUUUUCUUCUGGCCGCAUAUUAUAAUAUUACCUCCUAGCACACGUUGACGUCCAGACGAAUAAGUGUUCUAUGUAGAUAUUUCUUCGUGUAAGUCUUAUAGCUCAUUAUUUUGCUUUAAUUUUUUCCUCGAAAAUUUCUUGUAAAAUUCAAGCAUAUUUUUAUCUAUUUGAAGUCAAUCGCUUGUCUUUUGCUCGUGGACUGUCAACUCUCGUUCUACAAACACGUCACGAGUGCCACUGCGGGACAUUGACAGGAGCAAGCUCCUUGACUCAAGUUAUACUCUAGAAUCAAGAACUUUUUAGUCGUCAUGUGAUCAUAAUUACUGUGCAGCUUUUUACCUACCUUUUUGUAAGCUCUUAUUUAAAUUUUUUGCUUAUGACAUAUCAUAUGAGCCGUUUUAGGUUCAUUAGACUUAACUGGUCAGGCAAGGCCAUGCCGGAUAUGUUUUCUUCUUACAUUCCCGUUUCGUAAUACUUCACUGACUUUUGAUUCUAUCUAAAAAAAAUUAUCGACAAAAUAUCCUGAGGUAGGAUAGUAGAAUUAUUGACGUAUAAACAAUUGUUGCAAGCCUGUCUGUAUAUUUUAUGCAGAAAAUAUUGUACCAUUUUCAACUCUGUGUUCACAGUACUGACUUACUCUAUUAUGAAUGCUCUAGAAUGAAAGUAAUUCCUUCCCUUCCUAAAGUAAUUCCUAGAAUUUCCCUUCUAAUCUAACUUUUGUGAUAUUGUUACUGUAGUGCCUUCACUCUACCAUUUGCAAUCUAAAAAUUUCUGCUGGAAAAUUACCCUUUCCUGAUCUGUAAAACUUCGACAGUUUUAUUCUUUUUGUUACGGCAUAUUUUUACAACUAUUCCCUAUUUUUCUCCAUUGUAUUACUGAAGCAAUAUAUUUGUCAAUCAAUAA